GGCGGUUUCAUCUCAGCAAUGAAGUCCAUCUCCCAAGAACAAGAAAUCACCAUCCCAUCGGAAGUGACUCUCAACGUUGCCGCCCGUGUAUUCACCGUCAAGGGUCCCCGUGGUGAACUCACCAAGGCCUUCAAACAUGUCCAGAUGGAUAUCACCCGCCUUUCCAAGGAAAAGCUCCGUGUCCGAGUUUGGCACGGUGGUCGCAAGCACGUUGCUUGCAUCCGUACCAUCUGCUCGCAUGUUGAAAACAUGAUCAAGGGUGUCACAAAGGGCUUCGAGUACAAGAUGCGUUUUGUCUAUGCUCAUUUUCCCAUCAAUGCCAAUAUUGCUGACGACAAGAAGCUGAUUGAGAUCCGUAACUUCCUCGGCGACAAGAAUACUCGUCGUAUUCCCAUGCUUGAUGGUGUCACCGUCGAUGUGACCUCUACCAAGGACGAGAUUGUUUUGAUCGGAAACGAUAUUCAGAACGUCUCUCAGUCUGCUGCUUCCAUCCAGCAGUCUGUGCUUGUCAAAAACAAGGAUAUCCGAAAGUUUUUGGACGGUAUCUACGUUUCCGAAAAGGGUCUUUUUGUCAAGGAAUAAUCAAAUAUAACAUUAUUUCUUUAGUAUUCAAA
Messenger RNA from Batrachochytrium dendrobatidis JAM81, 614 nucleotides. RefSeq lists its product as uncharacterized. The record is from RefSeq and is a predicted model, not a curated record. NCBI's taxonomy places the organism in Eukaryota, Fungi, Chytridiomycota, Chytridiomycetes, Rhizophydiales. The coding region runs from base 19 to 582 and encodes 187 amino acids. The transcript is spliced from 2 exons. Gene Ontology annotation, molecular function: rRNA binding; structural constituent of ribosome. Gene Ontology annotation, cellular component: cytosolic large ribosomal subunit; ribosome. Gene Ontology annotation, biological process: cytoplasmic translation.